AAUGAUGACGUGGUAAAAACUGCGACAAAAAUUGUUAGCACGUUGGCUUGGGAACGAACUAACACUUUUGUUUACCUAGCUAGCUAGAGUUGCUUGCAAGUUGUGAUUUGUUGGCUAAAACGAUGAUAGAUCCUGCUUUAGUUUCUUUGGGUGCUCAGAUUGUCUUGGCUGCGUCCAGUGAUGAGAAUCAUCCUCCAGAAAACAUUAUUGACGGGAACACUGCAACAUUUUGGAUGUCCACUGGAAUGUUUCCACAGGAGUUCAUAAUCCGCUUCGCUGAAUCUAUGAAAAUUGCCCUAGUGACAAUGCACUGUUAUAAUGGUAUGAAACAAGUUAAGACUCUUAAAAUUGAGAAGAGCAUCUCAGAUGAUGCUACUGACUUUGAAGCUAUUUCAGAAAAAGAAUUUGAACACACAGAGGGGCAUCUUCAAACAAAUGAUAUUCCACUAAAUGGAACGACUGCAACACACUUGCGCUUCAUCGUUACCUCUGGAUAUGACCACUUUGUCUCGGUACACAGGGUCAGUGUAGAGUGAUGAAAUAUAUAGUACCUUCUCAUAAUGUUCAGCUCUACUUAUUAAGGAGUUUGUCUGAAUAUCUAAUAUGUUUUACAUUGCAUCAUUUUUGUUGUUGUUGUUUAUACCUUUUUUUGUAAAGAAACAGGAUUUAAUUUUAAGGCACAAUUCAUAUUUUGUUUCAUUCUACCUGUUCACCAAAUCCAAAUUGCAAUACAAUCUUUUCAAUAAAUCUGACUACUGCUGUAA
Messenger RNA from Oncorhynchus mykiss (rainbow trout), 764 nucleotides. NCBI's taxonomy places the organism in Eukaryota, Metazoa, Chordata, Actinopteri, Salmoniformes, Salmonidae. The record is from RefSeq and is a predicted model, not a curated record.